This is a messenger RNA of Anarrhichthys ocellatus (wolf-eel), 3238 nucleotides long. RefSeq names its product family with sequence similarity 117 member Ba (gene fam117ba). The transcript has 10 exons. The record is from RefSeq and is a predicted model, not a curated record. NCBI's taxonomy places the organism in Eukaryota, Metazoa, Chordata, Actinopteri, Perciformes, Anarhichadidae. The coding region runs from base 1 to 1344 and encodes 447 amino acids.
AUGGACACGGCCUUCGACUCCAUUGCUAUGCAUCUGCUCGGAGGCGUUUCGGUGGCCGCUCCAGCCGUCGUGCCGCAUCAGCCGAGGGGAGAAAACAUCCAUCCGCGACGACGAGGAGGAGGCAGGCCUGCACCGACGGUUCCCACCGCGUCUUUGACGCCUUCGAGUAGCGGCGGAUAUCAACAGGGAGCCGGGCUGCUGCCUCCAUGCCCCUCUGCAGACGUUACCCGUGGCCUUAACGUCCCACAUCUUCCCGCGGUUCUCCCCCGCGUCCUCAGGCGUCCCGCGCUGAGCGCCCCACCGCUCCUCAUUCUCCUCUCGGUCUCCCGCCAUCGCGUCCAGCUGUGGCCCUCGCAGGGCGCGCUCGCUGGCUCUCACCUGACAGGUCCCCGGCCUCAGGACGACAGCCAGCACCUGCAAUCUCCCUACAUGAGGGACAAAGCGACGCAGACCCCCAGGGCCUGGGCAGAUGAGAGGAGGAGGGGAUCUCACAAACGCUCGGCCUCCUGUGGGAGCACCGACCAGCUCAAGGAGAUUGCCAAAUUGCGUCAGCAGCUCCAGCGCAGCAAACGCAGCAGCCGCCAUCGGAGGGAUAAAGACCGCAAAUCCCCGUUCAAUGGCAGCCACACCAUCAUCCAGUCGCAGUCGCCGAUGCCCAAGACCAUCCUGAUACCCAUCCCCAUCUCCAAGUCAUCGGCCCCUCGUUUCCGCAACAGCGUGGAGGGCCUCAACCAGGAGAUCGAACGCAUCAUCAUCCGGGACACGCCUGAGAAGGACGAGACCAUCGUGCCACAGGAUGUCCCAGAUGGGCACCGCGCGCCCCCACCGGUCCCCCCGCAGCGCGGCAGCAGCACCCGCAGCAUCGACACGCAGACCCCCUCGGGGGGCGGCCUGAGUGGUAACCACAGCAACAGCAGUAGCCGCCCCGACUCCAUCUCGCCCUCCUACCUCACCGUCCUCAACGACACGGGUGGAGGCAGCCCCUAUGAGGACAAAGAGCUGGGCCCCUGCUCCCCGCUGCCCAAGUACGCCGCCUCCCCCAGACCUAACAACAGCUACAUGUUCAAGAGGGAGCCUCCAGAGGGCUGCGAGAAGGUGAAAGUGUCCGAGGAGACCAUGCCCAAACCCCUGCAGGCGCUCCCGCCCUUCCUGUGUCCCGACCGCAACAAGGUCAACUUCAUCCCCAACAGCGGCUCCGCCUUCUGCCUCGUCAGCAUCCUCAAGCCCUUGCUGCCCGCCCCGGACCUGAGCUUCCGCUCCGCGGUGGGCCUCCGGAGCCUGUCCCCGGCCCUCGUGCCUCUGUCCACCCAGCCCUGCCUCCUGGAGGAGCCCGAGAGCUUCUGACAGCCCACGAGGGCUUUAAAGUCAAAAAGAAACCCCGUCCCCUCUACGAAAUCAGAAAACAUUUACUAAGAAACAACCCUUCUGCUCCAAAAAAUUUAAAUAAAUUUAAAAAAGCCUUCAGCAUGCCAGCUAAGCUCUCUCUGAUGUCCUCCUCUUGUUGAAGCGCUUCCCACUGCCUCUCCUCCUCAGACGACCACGACCCCAGAGUCCUGCAGCGGCUGACAUUUCAUCGCUUUCUUCUACCUUCAGUGCUGGUUAUGUUCCUGUUUUUUCAUGGGGAGGAGAAAAGGGGCGAAAAAAAGGACAGACUCUUUUAUUUCAUCGUAUUAUACCAUGGCGCCUUUCCACGGACAUCUCUUUUUCUAUCUGUAGUUAUUUCUCUUGAUAUGUAAAAUAUGCCUUCCAUUAUUUGAAACAAAGAAAAAAAAUGGGGGCCGCUGGUUUCCUUGGAGGCUAAUUUAUUGGUGCUGCCAGAUAUUACGUAGCAAAACUUGAACGGUCGCUAACAAAGGAGGAGUUGGAAAAAAUAAAUGUGCCUGAUAUUUCAGAACGCAGCUCUCCGGUCACGUGCGUCUCUCUAGCACGACGCGCGUGAUGUCGGCAGUACGACAACCAUAGGUACACACAGAAAGGCAGGCAAGUGGGGUGGUCCACAGAAACAACCCAAUAUUUAGACCACCUGUGACCUAAAUCCAGACGUUUUACCAGCCAUUGUACUGGUACUGGUACUGGUAACAGCGAGCUGGUUUUCCCGCCCCCUGCCGGCCGGUGUGUGUAUCUAUCGGAAACGCGGGCCAGGGCUAUGACGUGUGCAGCGCGUGUUCCACCUGUGUCCGCAUGCCCCCUCCUUCCUAUGAGACCAGCCUUCGCUCAAAAAAAACGCUCCAUCACGACCAACCCCCUUCUGUUCCUCCUUAUUUAUUUUCCCGCUCUCGCUCUCCUUUUCUUUCCCUCGCGGCCACCGUAAUGCUGAUUUUUUUUUUUCCUUCUUCUUCUGUCUUGCUCGGUUAGUGUCGUGAAAUGUGUCCCUACUGCGGGGGGGGGGGGAGGCUGAGCACGGAGAAGUCUGUGAACCCAAAAACACCGCAGGCCACGUGGGUACACAACUAAAAGUGACGUGCGCACAUCGUGAUUGACGUCCGAGCUGCGGUCACAUGACCCGUUGGUCUCCGGCAUCUCCGUGCCCCGCCCCCCUCUCCUCGCCCCGCCCCCUUCCUCCUGUAAACGUCAGCACUACUCGACUGUGCCUGCUACGGUGGGAUAGGAAUGUACUGGCUGUGUAAAUAACGAGGCGCACUGUGUUUGUAUCAUCUACUGACAAAGAUAUGUAUCUGAAUGAGUCAAUUGUACCAUCUCCCCCCCCCCCCCUUUCCCCUCCUGCUUCUUCUCCGCUGAGUACUGUGAAUUACUACACAUCUCAUUAUUGUGAAUAAUGUAUUUAUUUAUCGGGAGUGUAAUGUUGGGUCGCCAGAGAAUUUUAACCAAGAAUAGAUUACAUCGUCCAUCUCAGGUUGUAGUGACUAGGACACACGCACACACAAACAAAAGAUGUACUAACUUCUCAGCGCACACUAACAAGUCUACUACGAAGGGAGCGAACCAACACGUAGCCUCCCACGCGACGGGAAGUGAAGUGAUGGAAACCUGUAGCAGAGUGGAGAGAAGUGUGGAUGUCAUUCAUUUAUUUAUUCGGUGACCUGAUUUGUAAGAGAUGGAGAGUUCUGUUCCAAAAUGAGAUAUCCACGUGCUGGUGAAACAAGCACACCCACGAGCGAAGACGUCCGUUUACAAAAAUACAAAAGUAGCUUAAAAGAGCAGAUUCAUACACGUGGAACAGAUUUAUUUCAACUUGUUUUCUUUCUCAAAGUGGAUAAACAGCAUUUCUGGAACUCGA